CCCAAACCAUACACAAGACCAGGUGCAAACCAAAGAAAGAAACCUCAAAACCCAAGUAUGGCCUACAUCACCAAGCUUGACGUUGGCACCACCAUGACCUCAGUAAAUUGCCAGAAACAAGUUCGUUCAUGGAGGCUUCUUCGUUCACUCAUUCAACUACUAAUCCCCACUUGCAACUGCACCUUAGUAGAACAAGAACAAGAACAAAACUACAACAACAAUUCAAUAAACCGUCACAAAAAAUAUCCAUCAUCAUCACAUUCACUCAUUCCCUCUACAACAAUCACCGGCACAAUCUUCGGAUACCGUAAAGGAAAAGUAAGUUUUUGCAUCCAAUCCAACCCCAACUCCACCAACCCAAUUCUCCUCCUAGAACUAGCUAUCCCAACAAGUGUUUUAGCAAAGGAAAUGAGAGGAGGAACUCUAAGAAUUGUGCUAGAAAGUGUCACUUCAGGCUCUUGCAGUAACAGUAACAAUCUGUUUUCAACUCCUCUUUGGAUUAUGUACUGUAAUGGACGAAAAGUUGGGUAUGCUGUUAAGCGUAAGCCUUCGAGAAGUGACAUCGAAGCGUUGAGUUUGAUGCGUUGCGUUUCUGUGGGUACUGGUGUGAUAAACGGAAAGGAGGGUUGUAAAGAAGAUGAUCAGCUUAUGUUUCUUAGAGCUAACUUUCAAAGGGUUAGUGGUUCAUCUAAAAAUGAUUGUGAAUCUUUUCAUUUGAUUGAUCCUGAAGGAAGCAUUGGCCAAGAACUUAGUAUUUUCUUUUUUCAAUCAAGGUGAAGAAAUCAUGGCUAGUACUUGUUUUUCUUUUUGUAAGUAGAUAAGCUUCAAUCAUUCAACAUGAUUAAUUUUGUAUACCUUUUUGAGCUGUGCCAAGCUAUUGUGGUUAACCAUAGCAGUGGCAUUGCUUUAUAGUACUUGUUUAAUAAGUUUAGUUUAUUGUUGUUUUUGAAAAUUAAUUCCAUGUGAAUUUUACUUUUUUUUUGGUUAUGUACCUAUUUUCCAUGGAUGCCAUCUCCAGUCAAAUAUACUUCAAUUCAUCUUUGAUAACUAUUGCCAAAAGAUUAAUAUUGAUUGCUCAGUGUUCUCAUUGACGAAUGGUUUCUCGAACCAAAACGAAGAAACCCAAAAAGACUUGAGCCCCGAUGAAC
This is a messenger RNA of Vicia villosa (hairy vetch), 1148 nucleotides long. RefSeq names its product protein MIZU-KUSSEI 1-like. Lineage: Eukaryota; Viridiplantae; Streptophyta; Magnoliopsida; Fabales; Fabaceae. The coding region runs from base 58 to 777 and encodes 239 amino acids. Gene Ontology annotation, biological process: hydrotropism. The record is from RefSeq and is a predicted model, not a curated record. The transcript has a single exon.